GCGGGGCAAGUACAAGAUUCAAAGAAAACUGAAUAGCUCUACAGCUCAAGAAAGAUGUAUUAUGCGCCUCAUUCUGUAUCAUUUUGGUGUCAAUCUACCGCUUAUGAUAUUUUCCUACCCCGUCUUCAGAUAUAUGGGCAUGCGAAGUAGUCUCCCAUUAUCGUCCUGGAAAGUUGUUUUAACGCAAAUAAUAUUAUACUUCAUCCUUGAGGAUUUUGUUUUCUAUUGGGGACAUUGAGUUUUACAUACAAAAUGGUUGUGAAUGUGCACUGUUCAUCACGAAUAUGUAACACCAUUUGGACUGACUUCUGAGUAUGCUCACCUAGCUGAGAUACUGUUCCUUGGCUUUGCUACUAUUGUUGGCCUUGCCAUCAUUGGGCCUCAUCUGAUGACUCUGUGGUUAUGGAUGAUAUUCAGAGUCUUGGAGAGUGUUGAGACACACUGUGGUUACCAUUUCCCAUGGAGCCUCUCAAAUUUCUUGCCUUUGUACGGGGGUGCUGAUUUUCAUGACUACCAUCAUCGUUUGCUUUAUACCAAGUCUGGUAACUAUUCAUCCACAUUUGUUUACAUGGACUGGAUAUUCGGCACUGAUAAGGGUUACAGAAGAUUGAAGGCAUUGAAGAGUAAUGGAGUUGAAGUUAAGCUGGAAGCAAGCAAAUCUGACUAUGGAAAAAAAGGAAUUAUUCUUUUACUACCUUGA
Vitis riparia (riverbank grape) is the source of this 700-nucleotide messenger RNA. RefSeq names its product methylsterol monooxygenase 2-2-like. The record is from RefSeq and is a predicted model, not a curated record. Gene Ontology annotation, molecular function: iron ion binding; C-4 methylsterol oxidase activity. Gene Ontology annotation, biological process: sterol biosynthetic process; 4-alpha-methyl-delta7-sterol oxidation. NCBI's taxonomy places the organism in Eukaryota, Viridiplantae, Streptophyta, Magnoliopsida, Vitales, Vitaceae.